Symbiodinium natans is the source of this 516-nucleotide messenger RNA. The record is from the annotation of a GenBank genome assembly. Lineage: Eukaryota; Dinophyceae; Suessiales; Symbiodiniaceae.
AUGGGCUGCGCGGCGUCUGUACAGGUUAUCGCGCCGGCUGCCAUCGACUUCCACCCCAUCGAGCCAACCGCCUCGGACGUGGAACGUCGAGAGAACCACUUUGAGGAGGCGAACCGCCUCCCCAACCAAUGCCACGCGCCGGGAGCUCCGAGAGCCCCGGAGCCCGAGGAAGAGCCAGUCGAAGGAUCGCCAUGGGAGCGCGUGGGCACAAACGACACCGACGUCACGGGGCAGGUGUCCGUCAAGGUCAUACCCUCCAGCAGAUCGAUGGCGGCCAUCGCUCGAGGCAAGGUCCUUCUGGACUUCGAGCCGCAGCAGGCAAGAUCGUUCACCUCCAUUGAUUCGAGAAAGAAUCGCCACUUGUGCGAGGAGGAGGUCGGACGUGUAGACAGCUUCCUGCACGACAUCAAGCAACAUCCAAAGAUAUUCCAGACGCGCGUGAACACCAGGCGCAAGUUCAUGGCAAUUCUCGCAAACCGCCGGGUGGAAGCCUCGAAGUCCAAGCCGAUAUUCUGA